GGAAUACUUUUAAAAGGGUGCCGCGGCUACGGAGGGAAACAGUUGCUAACUAAACCAGAUACGGACUCCUUGAUUCAGCUUCUGUGAAUGCUGCAUUAUAAUUUCAGCUUUCUAUCAGUCUGACAAAACAAGGGACCAUGUCUACUUUUGGCUACAGGCGGGAGCUUAGUAAAUAUGAAGACCUAGAUGAAGAUGAACUCCUUGCUUCUCUGACUGAUGAGGAAUUGAAGGAGCUGGAGAGAGAGUUCGAGGACAUUGAGCCUGACCGGGAUCUUCCAGUGGGGCAAAGGCAAAAAAGUCUCACAGAGAAAACUCCAACAGGAACAUUCAGCCGGGAGGCACUGAUGGCCUACUGGGAAAGGGAGACCAGAAAACUUCUAGAAAAAGAAAGAAUGGGGGCAUGUGAGAAGGAUUCAAAACAAGAAGAUGAUGACACAUCAGAAGAAAUUAAUGAAGAAGAUUUCACUGGAAGUAACAGUGAAGUUUCUGAAGAGGUAUACACUGAAGAAGAGGAGGAAGAGGAGGACAAGGAGGAGGAGGAGGAGGAGGAGGAAGAGGAAGAAGAUGAAAAAGAAAGUGGUGCAGAUGAAGAUGAAGAAAAAGAAGCAAUUGAAAUGUAUAAGAAAAUGACAAACUCUGAAAGCAGCAGUUCAGGCAAUAUUAAACAAGGAAAAUGUAACAAGAAUGAAAGUGAAACCGUUACCAAUGGCCACAGUGAAAAGGAUGCAGAAGACUUAAGCUGCAGAAUGGGCGCAAUGCACCCAUGUGGAAAUCCAACUGUGAUUGAAGAUGCUUUGGAAAAAGUGAACAACAAUGAUCCUGAUACCACUGAAAUCAACUUAAACAACAUUGAAAAUAUCACACCACAAAUGCUUACACAUUUUGCGCAGGCCCUCAGGAACAACACUGUAGUCAAAACCUUUAGCUUGACCAACACUCAUGCUGAUGACAAUGUUGCAAUGGCUAUUGCUGGUAUGUUAAAAGUGAAUAAGCACAUAUCAAGUCUGAAUCUUGACUCCAAUUUUAUCACAGGCAAAGGAAUAUUAGCUAUCAUGAGGGCUUUGCAGCAUAACAAGGUUUUAACAGAAUUACGGUUCCACAACCAAAGACAUAUAAUGGGUAGUCAGGCUGAAAUGGAUAUUGCUAAACUUCUGAAGGACAACACUACUAUUGUGAAGCUAGGCUAUCACUUUGAACUAGCUGGACCAAGAGUGAGUAUGACAAGCAUCCUGACAAGAAACAUGGACAAACAAAGGCAGAAACGGAUUCAGGAACAAAGGCAGCAGGAAUCCAGUGGGGAUGGAGCAAUCAAUCCAAAGACCAAAGCUUUACAAAAAGGAACUCCUGGUUCUUCACCUUAUUCAUCUCCCCGAAGUUCACCUUGGUCCUCUCCAAAGCUUCCUAAAAAAGUCUUACCUGUUCAAAACCAAUCUUCUUCUCCCCAAAGUUCACCCCGGUCUUCUCCAAAACUUCCUAAAAAGGUUCCACCUGUCAAAAUCCAACCUCCAUCUCCACCACCACCACCAUCUCCCCCACCUCCUCCUCCACCACCUCCUCCUCCAAUUGUUCCAGAGAAAAAAGCACCAAGCAGGAAUAUUGCUGAGGUCAUCAAACAGCAGGAAAGUGCCAAAAAAGCUUUACAAAAUAAACAGAAAAAGAAAAAAGGAAAGAAAAGCAAAAAAUAUGAGAAUGAGAUCUUGAAAGAAAUUAAAAAUUCCUUAAAAGUAGUCCCUGACAAGAAGUCAGAAGAAGGUUCCCGUCCCUCUAGCCGACCUUCAACGCCACAGAGAUCUCUCCAUGGUGACCUCAUGGACGCAAUUAGGGGAAGUAGCAUAAAACAGUUAAGGCGGGUGGAAAUCCCAGAAGCUCUGCGGUAAAGCCAUGACAUGGAGAACAGGAAUAUACGAUGUUAAGAUAAAGGUACUGAAUUGUUUCCACAGUGAUAAAUAGACUAAUGUAAAUGGCUUCAAAAGUGCACUCUUUCAGUUUCUACAAAUAUAUUUCAAAUCUGUUAAACAUCAAGCAACACAGAAUUCAUCCGCAUCUUCAUUUGUAAAUAUGGAAACUUUCUUUUUUAUGUAAUGAGAUUUCUAAGAAGAAAUAGUCUAUUUAGAUAUUCUUGUUGAUACAAAAUAGCACUUCACAAAACCUGUCCUUUAUACAGAGAAGUAAUUGUUUAUUAACUUGUGGUUUUGCCUCAUGAAUUUACAAUAAAGGUGAUUUGAGUUUUUAAGUGACAAAACAA
This is a messenger RNA of Hemicordylus capensis (graceful crag lizard), 2245 nucleotides long. RefSeq names its product leiomodin 2 (gene LMOD2). Gene Ontology annotation, biological process: pointed-end actin filament capping; myofibril assembly; muscle contraction. Gene Ontology annotation, molecular function: actin binding; tropomyosin binding. The record is from RefSeq and is a predicted model, not a curated record. The coding region runs from base 138 to 1877 and encodes 579 amino acids. The transcript has 3 exons. Gene Ontology annotation, cellular component: myofibril; striated muscle thin filament. Lineage: Eukaryota; Metazoa; Chordata; Lepidosauria; Squamata; Cordylidae.